AUGCUGCCCGCCUUCUUGUUGUCGCUGGCCAGUGGCGAGGGCGGUGGCAACACCCACUACUUUGCCCCCGGCAACAACCACCACGACCAGUACUCUCGCGAAACCGACCGCUGGUGGCGGAAGACGCGCUCGCCGAACGCGGGUUCCUCUUGCGUCGGCACGGACCCAAACCGAAACUGGGCGCACCGCGCGUGGGGCGGCGUGCCCGGCUCGAGCACGAACCCGUGCAGCGAUGUCUACCACGGCUCGCGGGCAGGCUCGGAGCCCGAAGUGGAGAGGAUCCAGCAGUUCGUCACCCAGUUCGGCACCGAGGCGGACGGCUCCUCGCACUUCAAACUCUUCAUCGAUUACCACACCUAUUCGCAAAUGUGGCUCUACCCGUGGGGCUACCUGUACUCCGCGGCGCCUCACGACGACGAGCACGACGCCCUGUCGGCGGCGGCCGUCGCGGCGAUCCGCGGAGUGCACGGCAAGCAGUACACGUAUGGUCCGGCAGCCUCGACCAUCUACGUGACGACUGGCGACAGCACCGAUUGGGCGUACGACCCGAUCGAGGCGCGACCUCCCACACCUGACUGGGCCUACAUCAAGCACGCGUACACCAUCGAGGGCCGCGACACCGGCGGGUAUGGCUUCGUCGCGCCGGCCUCCGAGAUCAGCAACUCCUUCUCGGUGGUGGUCCCCAUUGCGGUCGGCGUCAGCUCGCCCAGCUACAACCCUUCGCAGUGCGUCAACACGCAAUUCACCGGCCAGGAUCCCGUCUACUGGCUCAAGCUCGAGGACGUGCGGCCGGGCGUGGCGCUCGAGCUGACCGCCUGCGGCUUCGACACGGACCUCUCCAUCUUCAGGGGCUCGUGCGACUCCCUCGAGCAGGUGGCGUGUGACGGCGACUCCCUCGACGACGAAGGCUCGUGCAGCGUCUCAUACGGGUCACUCAUCGACACGUACUGGAAUGGCGUCACGUGCGGUACUUUGGAGGAACUCCUCCCGCCGCGCAUCUGCACCGCGUGCGACUACCCGACGGAGGUGUGGAACGGCCAGGCGUGCGUCUUGCUCUCCGACUACAACCCCGAAUUUAGGCUCGUCGCUCAGCCAGCAUUGUUCAGCAAAGAGUAUCACAUAUUACCAAAAAUUGUGUAA
Messenger RNA from Emiliania huxleyi CCMP1516, 1140 nucleotides. RefSeq lists its product as hypothetical. The transcript is spliced from 6 exons. The record is from RefSeq and is a predicted model, not a curated record. Gene Ontology annotation, molecular function: zinc ion binding; metallocarboxypeptidase activity. The coding region runs from base 1 to 1140 and encodes 379 amino acids. Gene Ontology annotation, biological process: proteolysis. Lineage: Eukaryota; Haptophyta; Isochrysidales; Noelaerhabdaceae.